UCGCGUGAAGGCGGGAUGCCGCGGGCAAUGCCCGGGCCCGGGCUUGGACCUUUCGAUUGUAUAUUCAAUAAAGACAAAAAAGAAAGAAAUCCGAGAGAUAAUAUCAGACUGAACGGAACAGGAAAAGUAGAGAUUUAAAGUGAAGCCACCGAGGGGAGACCGAUAACCAUUUAUCAUCUGACUUUAAUCCGACUUCAGCGAUUUGUUUACCAGGCAGCGGCCAAGAUGUCGGCGAUCGCGGCUCUGGCUUCGUACGGCAGCGGCAGCGAGAGUGGGAACGAUUCUGAUGGGGAUUACGGAGAGGUUCCCAGCGGCGACGCCGUGGUUCAUUUGCAGGCUCUUGAUUCCGGGAAGUCGAUGUCAGUCGCUUUGAACUCGGCGCCAGAGGUCGCCGUGAAGGAAGAUGUGGAGACAGGAGUUCACCUUGACCCAUUUCUGAAAGAAGUCACAUUCAAUCCAUUGUAUGAAACUAUGUUUGCACCAGAGUUUGGACCAGUGAACCCUUUCAAGACACAGCAGAUGGCUGCCCCUAGAAAUAUGCUGUCUGGAUAUGCUGAACCUGCCCAUAUUAAUGACUUCAGGUUCGAGGAGCAAAGAAGGACCUUUCAUACCUAUGGUUAUGCUUUGGAUCCAACUUUAGACCACAGUGAAGUUCCAGCAGGGGAUACAUAUAUUGGUAGUGUUGAAGAUGCUGAGAAGAACCAAGGACUUACAGUAUUUGAAUCUGGUAAAAAGAAAACAGAAAAGCGAAAGAAACUAAAAGAAUCCGACCCAGCAAAUAUUGAGGGUUUUCAAGGGCCUUGGGCAAAGUAUGUCGAUGAAAAGGAUGUGGCCAAACCUUCAGAGGAAGAACAGAAAGAACUCGAUGAGAUCAUAGCAAAAAGGCAGAAGAAAGGCAAACAAGAAGAUGAAAAACCUGCAGAAGAGAAAACAAUCCUUCACCUCAAAGAUAUGUAUGACUAUCAAGGAAGAUCAUACUUGCAUAUUCCUCAGGACCUUGGAGUCAAUUUACGAUCUGCUCAACCACCUGAGAAAUGUUAUCUUCCUAAGAAGCAGAUGCAUGUAUGGACUGGACAUACUAAGGGUGUCAGUGCUAUUCGACUAUUUCCAACAUCUGGUCACCUGCUUUUGUCCUGUUCCAUGGACUGCAAAAUCAAGCUUUGGGAGGUUUACAAUGAACGCAGGUGUAUUCGAACAUUCAUUGGUCAUAGUAAAGCUGUGCGAGAUAUCUGUUUCAAUAAUGAUGGCAAGCAGUUCCUCAGUGCUGCUUAUGACCGAUACCUUAAACUUUGGGAUUCCGAGACAGGGAAAUGUAUUGCCAAGUUUUCUAAUCGAAAAGUCCCAUACUGUGUCAAGUUUAAUCCUGAUGAAGAUAAGCAGCAUCUGUUUGUCGCUGGAAUGUCAGAUAAGAAAAUUGUUCAGUGGGACAUUCGAUCUGGAGAGAUUGUGCAGGAGUAUGACAGGCAUCUGGGAGCUGUUAAUACAAUCACAUUUGUGGAUGAAAACAGACGGUUUGUGAGUACAUCUGAUGACAAGAGCCUCCGAGUCUGGGAAUGGGAUAUUCCUGUGGACUUCAAAUACAUUGCUGAGCCAAGUAUGCAUUCCAUGCCUGCAGUAACAUUGUCACCCAAUGGAAAAUGGCUGGCAUGUCAAUCAAUGGAUAACCAAAUUCUAAUCUUUGGAGCUCAAAACAGAUUCCGACUGAACAAGAAAAAGAUCUUUAAGGGCCACAUGGUGGCAGGUUAUGCCUGUCAGGUUGAUUUUUCACCUGACAUGAGCUAUGUUGCCUCAGGUGACGCUGAUGGAAAACUGAACAUCUGGGACUGGAAGACAACCAAACUUUACAGUCGAAUCAAAGCACACGAUAAGGUCUGCAUUAGUGCAAUCUGGCAUCCUCAUGAAACAUCAAAAGUCAUCACCUGUGGUUGGGAUGGGCAAAUCAAACUGUGGGACUGAUGGGAUUUCCUGAAAUUACCUGGCAUCUGGACUUCAAGUUCCAUCGAAGUGCUCUCAGAUACAUUCUAAGUGGCUGAAGCCACUAACAUUCUCAAGGAAAAUUGAAUGUGUAUUAGAUUGAAGGUUCCAAGAUGCAAGAAUAUCCACCUGCUUCUAGUCUUUUAUAAAUUUGAGUAAUCUUAAACAAUCAACAAACUGCUCUGUACUGUUUUAUUCUCCCAUUAUUUAUUUUGAAUUUGUGCUGUUCUGAGCAAAAACAGUUCUGAGUGACUAAAAAUUGGAAAGAACAAGAUAAAGGAUAUUUUUGAACACAUAACUUCAAAAGUCUUUCAGUGUAAAGAACUAAGCUAUCAUACAGUGCUUCUUUUGGGCCAAAGCAGUUAAAGAUUCCUCGGAGGAUUGUGGUAUCUUCAAAUAACCUACUGUUCUUUCACUGUAGAAGUAUUGUUUAAUGCAACUGCUGUUUGUGAAUUACUAAAUGAACCUUGGGUCACCACUCUCUCUUAUUUCAGUAUAGUCUCUAUUACUAAAUGGAAAAUAGAUAAUGCCUCCAGACUUUUUAAUUAAACAGGAACAUGCAAUUCUGAAAUGGUUAAUUUCUAAGGGACGUCAGAGUGCUACGAAUUACAGAGAAAAGUAGUCAUCUUACUUGUCAAGGGAUUUGAUCUUGAUGGUAUCGUUAAUCAAAUUGACCUUUCUUUGAAUAUAUUGUUCAGAAAACUAAGUAUUGACUGUUUCAAGACUAAUAUUUACCAUAUAAUCACAAUUUUGCUACAAAAGGCUUUUUUAUUGUUCAGCUGUUGUGAAAUUAGUGCAGUCCUAAUUAGAAACCUACAUAUUUGCCCUUCAAUAUAAUUGCAAACAUUUACACAAUGGUGGAGAUUUGUACAGAAAAUUGGUAACCAAACCGCCUGCCCUUCUAGUCCUUGAAACAAAGACAGUACUGCAGAUGCUGGAAAUCUGAAAUAUCAAUGGAAAAUGUAGGGAAUACUCAGCAGGACGAGCAGCUUGCAAGAGAGAAAUAGAAUUUAAUAGUAUAAGUUGUUUACUUUUACUGUGAAUUGGAAUAUGUUAGAUGAACUUUUCUAGUUCUGCUGUUUAUUCUCUGAUUUAAAAUGUUAACUGCUUUUGCUCUAUUAAUACCACCUAACAAGCUGAGAAUUUCCAGCAUUUUUUUGUUUAUAUAAUUUGUAUGACAGAAUGGGGGUUGAACCAGAAGAGAUAAUAUCAAGUACCUUGGUGUAUGUAGAAGGCAAGGAGUUGAAACAAAGCCCAGAGAUACUGGCAUUCACAGGUCUCCAACAGAAAUAUUUAAAUUAUUUUUAUGCUGAAUGAUUAAUAAGAGUUUAUUUUUUGACAUUGGUGAACUGUGCUGAUUUAACAGUAAAUUGAAUUCAAGGGGUCUUUUUUAAACAAUAUGUUUUUUUUGUUGGAUUGUGUACCCUAAUAAAUGUACUUUUCUAUGCCAUU
Messenger RNA from Pristis pectinata (smalltooth sawfish), 3426 nucleotides. It is a transcript of the gene cdc40, whose product is annotated as cell division cycle 40 homolog (S. cerevisiae). The transcript is spliced from 15 exons. Gene Ontology annotation, cellular component: catalytic step 2 spliceosome. NCBI's taxonomy places the organism in Eukaryota, Metazoa, Chordata, Chondrichthyes, Rhinopristiformes, Pristidae. The record is from RefSeq and is a predicted model, not a curated record. Gene Ontology annotation, molecular function: mRNA binding; protein binding. Gene Ontology annotation, biological process: mRNA splicing, via spliceosome. The coding region runs from base 226 to 1956 and encodes 576 amino acids.